Phanerochaete carnosa HHB-10118-sp is the source of this 799-nucleotide messenger RNA. RefSeq lists its product as uncharacterized. The coding region runs from base 352 to 663 and encodes 103 amino acids. Lineage: Eukaryota; Fungi; Basidiomycota; Agaricomycetes; Polyporales; Phanerochaetaceae. The transcript has a single exon. Gene Ontology annotation, molecular function: glutamic-type endopeptidase activity. Gene Ontology annotation, biological process: proteolysis. The record is from RefSeq and is a predicted model, not a curated record.
GACAGACUUGAUUCCGCAUAGGUGCCCUUCACGAGCGUCACGGGGUCGUUCGCGAUUUCGACGUUUGCUGUGCCUGCGGGCGACGACCCUAGUGACGAAUACAUCUCAUCCUUCUUUGUCGACCUUGGUUCCUCCAACUGCGAGAACGGCAUCAUGGCUGGUAUCAACAUGGAGAUUAAGAAUGGUUCACAGUUUAUCAAUGGUCAGUCCGCGCUCCUUGCCCUCCUGCUCGCAUGCUGACAAAUCAUCUAUAUUCUCGCAGCCUUUUGGACGAGUUUCCCUGAUGGUGACGAUCACUUCUUCCACAACGUUAGCUUCGCGCAGGGCGACAACAUAACGGUUUCCAUUUCCAUGACGAAUGCGACGUCGAGCACGGCGGUCAUAACCAACGAGAGCACAGACGAGACCUCCACCGUGGCCAUUGAGACCGGUCCUAUUUGCUCGCAGGCGGAAGUAGGAUGGCUGUUACAGGCCGAAUUCGACGAUUCCAAUGACAUCAUCCCUUUCGUCGACUUUGGCACGGUCAACAUCACUGCAUCUGCCGAGACCUCGUCAGGCCCUGUCGACAUCUCUAACGCGACCAUUUUGACCACAGUCCAGAACGGCACUACUGUUGCUUCCGCCUCGCUCGAGGGCGAGAUCGUCACUAUCGCCUUCGUUUAAUUUGGCACAAGGGAUGUAGGUUUUGUGGGUCUCGGGAAGUGGAAAGGAGAUGGCAUAGGAUUAAUUUGGACAUCUCGGAUGCUAGAAGGACAGAUAUUUAAUUUAAAUUACUUGUAUGACUUGAUUAUACACCCUG